Triticum dicoccoides is the source of this 1128-nucleotide messenger RNA. Its product is annotated as importin subunit alpha-1b-like. Lineage: Eukaryota; Viridiplantae; Streptophyta; Magnoliopsida; Poales; Poaceae. The transcript has 7 exons. The coding region runs from base 1 to 981 and encodes 326 amino acids. The record is from RefSeq and is a predicted model, not a curated record. Gene Ontology annotation, molecular function: protein binding.
AUGGGCGCCCGCACGCGCGCGCCGCAGGAGGACGCUGAGAGGCGCUGCCGCCGCAAGGAGAAGCGGAGGGCCCUGGCCAAGAAGACGCCCUUCGGCGUCGCCUGCUGCUACGGCUGCGGCGCCCCGCUACACACCGGCGAGGUGGGGUCCCCCGGCCACGUCGAGCCCGCCACCUACGACUGGUUUGAGGCUGCAUGGGUGCUCACCUACAUUGCGUCAGGCACAUCAGACAACACCAAAGUGGUGCUGAGUACGUGUGUUCCAUAUUUGCAUUUUCAGUCUGUUUGGGAUUUGGGGAAUGUUGCUGGUGACUCUUCAAAGUGCCGUGACCUUGUGCUUGGAAGUGGUGGUCUGUUCCCUUUGUUGCAGCAGCUCAAUGAGCAUGCCAAGCUCUCAAUGCUCAGGAAUGCCACAUGGACACUCUCCAACUUCUGCCGUGGGAAACCACAGCCAAACUUUGAACAGGUCAAACCGACUCUCUCAGCACUGCAACGCCUUAUCCACUCUCAGGAUGAGGAGGUGCUCACUGAUGCCUGCUGGGCUCUCCCGUACAUGUCUGAUGGUACUAAUGACAAGAUUCAAUCUGUGAUUGAGUCUGGUGUUUUUCGUCGCCUUGUGCAGCUUCUUUUGCACCCUUCGGCUUCUGUUCUCAUUCCAGCUCUGCGCAUGGUGGGUAACAUUGUCACUGGUGAUGAUUUGCAGACUCAGGCUGUUUUACUGCAUUCGAGAAGGUGCACAAGAUGGAUCCAAACUCGAGCAGGCGCGGAGUUCGGCAGUUUAAAACCUAUAUGCUGCAUAGGCUGGAAAAGCAAUCCAGACAGCGUCACACAAAUGAUUUUCCAGGUGAUUGCGAUGCCGGAGGUCGCCGAGGUGGAGGACCUUGACGUCACCGUCUGGAGGUCGUUGAGGUGGAGGACCUCGACGCCACCGUCUCGAGGUUGCCAAGGUGAAGGACCUCGACACCUUGGUAGAUACAUCUAGAGAAGUGGUCAUGUUAGGUAGGUGGUGGAAUGCUAGGGAAGGUACCCACCUUUCGGUGACGGUUGUGUGCGUCUGAUGUAUAAAUGGUAUCUCGUGAUCUCUUUGAGUUGAGAUGUUUAAUGUUGUAUCCAUGAAUGUUGCAAGUGC